Messenger RNA from Pseudomyrmex gracilis, 1647 nucleotides. RefSeq names its product protein farnesyltransferase/geranylgeranyltransferase type-1 subunit alpha (gene Fnta). Gene Ontology annotation, cellular component: CAAX-protein geranylgeranyltransferase complex; protein farnesyltransferase complex; cytoplasm. NCBI's taxonomy places the organism in Eukaryota, Metazoa, Arthropoda, Insecta, Hymenoptera, Formicidae. The record is from RefSeq and is a predicted model, not a curated record. Gene Ontology annotation, molecular function: protein farnesyltransferase activity; CAAX-protein geranylgeranyltransferase activity. The transcript has 6 exons. Bases 252 to 1247 code for a protein of 331 amino acids. Gene Ontology annotation, biological process: protein geranylgeranylation; protein farnesylation.
UGAUUGGAUCAAACUUUUGGAACCACAGCAGAUUUUAAAGAAUAGUCCUAUCGUAAGUGACGAUCUUUCAACCGUUGAGUUGUCUGAACGCACCCAAUGAAAUCAAAACCUCAAAGUGAAGAACUUUGUUGAAGAAACAAAUCUGCGGCCGUCACUUCUCCGGUAUAAGUCCACUGAGCUAAAAGAGCACCAAACCAUCCGGUAUAAGUACACAACAUCACAAAGAAAAUAUCAUAUUAUUGAGAUAAAACAUGUCGGACACUUCUGACGACGAGUUCAAUUACGGCGAUGACAUGGAGAAAACGCAAUGGGUCUUGUACAAACAUCGCGAGGAGUGGAGCGACGUGACUCCUCUGCCUCAGGAUGACGGUCCUCAUCCCAUUGUGGCAAUUGCGUAUUCUGAGAAGUUCAAGGAUGCGUAUGAUUAUUUCCGUGCCAUUCUAAGGUCAGGUGAAAAGUCAGAUCGCGCGUUGGGUUUGACGGAAACAUGCGUGUGGCUAAAUCCGGCCAAUUACACCGUGUGGCAGUACAGAAGGGAGAUACUCAAGGCUCUGGGAAAGGAUCUGCACGAGGAAUUGAAAUACACUGGUCACAUAAUAAAACACAAUUCUAAAAACUAUCAAGUCUGGCAUCACAGAAAGGUCAUUGUGGAAUGGCUGCAAGAUCCAAGUCAGGAAUUAACAUUUACAGAAUCUGUUUUAGACAAGGAUGCCAAGAAUUAUCAUGCCUGGCAACAUCGCCAGUGGUGCAUGCAAACUUUCAAUUUGUACGAGAAGGAGCUGAGAUGUGUGGAGCGAUUGUUAAAUAACGAUGUUCGCAAUAAUUCCGCCUGGAACCAGCGUUACUUCGUGAUAAGCAAUACAACCAAGUUCGAGCAAGAGGUGAUAGAUAGAGAAGUUAAUUAUACACUAGACAAAAUAGAACAAGUAAAGGGAAAUGAAAGCGCUUGGAACUACUUGAGAGGAAUAUUGUUGCACGAUAGCAAAGGUUUGCGUUACAAUGAAAAAGUGAGACUUAAGUGUCAACAAAUGUACGAAAGCGGAUGUCGCGUUAAUCACUUGUUGGCCUGCAUCAUUGACAUUUGUCAAGAGAGAGUUUCCGACGAAGAAUCCCCAUCCUCCCUGUUCCACAUCAAUACUGCUUAUAAUCUAUGUAAGAGUUUAUCAGAGGUAUAUGAUCCGAUAAGACAUAGAUACUGGGAAUACAUAGCUAAUCAACUGCCCAUCAAAGAAAAUGCAAAGGUUUAAACUAAAAAAAAAAAAAACAAAAAAAAAGGGUAAAAUAUUCUUAACAUGAAUUGUUCGGUACUUUGGUUUUAUACAUUUUUUGUUUAUGUACACACACAUAUAUAUAUAUAUAUAUAUUUAUUGCAUAAUAAAAUAUUUUAGUAAUUUACGAUUAAUUAAAGUGACGAUCCGUGAAGACACACACGACCCCGUAUAUGGACUAGCUAGAACAAAACUUUAUAGAAGUAGACGAACAAAACACUAUUUUUCACGUUACAACCUUUAGUGUUCGGAUCUCUUGUGUCCUUAGCUUUUUUUUUUUUUUUGAAGUUUGCGACGACUGUUUCUACCUCUACUCGACGAACAAUAUUAUAAUCGUUUGAAAAAUAAACAUCGACUUUUCAUUAAAAAAAAAAAAAAA